Molecule: messenger RNA, 4237 nt
Organism: Zophobas morio
Lineage: Eukaryota; Metazoa; Arthropoda; Insecta; Coleoptera; Tenebrionidae
Product: zinc finger protein 62-like
Exons: 8
Coding region: 29-4204 (1391 amino acids)
Biological process (GO): regulation of transcription by RNA polymerase II; DNA repair
Cellular component (GO): chromosome; nucleus
Molecular function (GO): chromatin insulator sequence binding; zinc ion binding
Source: RefSeq, a predicted model, not a curated record
AGCCGAGGUUUUUAUGGAUUGAGUAAACAUGUACGACGAAGACAAAAUCGAAAUGAAAGCGAAUAUCGAUUUGCAAAAACCUCAAGUUUGUAGGUUAUGUUUAGGACUGACCACUACAUGUUUUUCGUUAAUAGCGAACCAUGGGGCUUCACAAAUGCUUGAAGCGUUGACAUCACUCAAGAUUUUGCCUACAGAUGAAAUAUCAACAAUUAUGUGCCUGAAGUGCUCUCUCAACUUAAAAUUAGCGUUCAAAAUACAACAAAACAUGGUAAAGGCGGAGCAGAAAUUUCGAAAUCAUCAAAUAAAUACUCAGAAUUCAAAUGAAGUGAAUAAAGUUGAAUCAGUGUCUGAUGAUGAUGCAGAUGUUCCCUUGUCUGAUUUAAUAAAAACAGAAAUUAAAGAGGGACAAACCAAAAAAGAGUCAAUUUGUGACCUUUGUGGAGAAAAAUUUCCAACAACUGCGUUAAAAAAUCAACACAAGGAUGACUUUCACGUAAUAUUGAAUUGUCCAGUUUGUAAGAAAAGUUUAUGUAGAGAUGGUCUUCAACGCCAUAUUAAAAGACACACUGAUUCAGUCACAAUAUGUGAAGUGUGUGGAGUUCCUGUGAAAAACAUGGAUUUAGGGGCCCACAUUAAAAGGAAACACGUGAGACCGCUGAGCUACAAGUGCGAUUUUUGCGAUAAAGUGUUCAAAAGAGCGAGUAAUAGAAAAAUACACAUGAAGAAAGAGCACCUGGAUGAAGCUGAUUUUGUCUGUGAUACUUGCGGAAAAAAGUUUUAUAGAAAGCGCGAUAUAAAGAAACACGUUGAAUCCAAACACCUUAAACUGAGACCACACAUUUGUGAAAUUUGCAACGUAGGUUUUUCCACUAGGUUUGCAAAGAGGACGCAUAUGAGAAAGCACACCGACGAGAGGCCUUUUAAAUGCGAGAUUUGCGCCGACGGGUUCAGGCAUAAAGUGUCUUUAAAAGUGCAUUUAAAGUCCAAACAUAACGUUGAAGAAGAACUCACUUGUGAAUGUAGAGAAUGUGGAAAGAAGUUUGGGUCAAAUGCAGCCCUCAGUUCGCACAAAAGGGGGAAAUUUCCUUUGAUUGUUGGUAGUUGUCACGUGCCAGCCAGCUCGUUUCUUAUUGGCGGACGACUAUGCAGCAAGUUUCAUAGAUACAUCACGACCAUGCACAAUGAAUCUAAAAUCAAAAACGCCCCCCAAACUUGUAGGUUAUGUUUGGCCCUAACCACAACAAGUUUCUCGUUAAUCGGAAACAACGGAGCCUCGGGGAUGCUUGAAGCCCUAACGUCGCUAAAAAUUUUACCCUCAGACGAAAUUUCGACGGUGAUGUGCUUGAAGUGUUGUUUAAACCUAAAACUAGCUUUUACGAUUCAACAAAACAUGCUCAGAGCUGAACACCGGUUUCAAGAGCGCAUUUCCACUCUCAUAAAGCAAGAAUCUGUGAAGUCUGAACUAGAAGACAAUUCGGAAUAUUUGUGUGACGUUUGCGGCAAAAAUUGCCCCUCUAGAGACCACCUGGGUAAACACAAGAGGGCUGUGCACGUGCAAGCGCCGUGUCCCGUUUGUGGGAAACUAUUCAAACCGGCAACAAUUAAAAGACACAUGGAGGAAGUGCAUGAAACGCUCCCUCAAGAUAAAUACAGGUGUGACAUCUGUGGGUCCGAAAAGUCAACAAAAAGACGCCUGGAGCUCCACAAAUCCAACGUACAUGGAGUGAGGAAUUGCCCCAUUUGUAACAAAAAAAUCCAAGGAACACUCUUGAAAGAGCACGUUCUUGAACAUGAUCCACCCAACCCAGAACUGGCAGACGUCGUGAAAAAGUUACUCGAAGACCACGACUGCGAAAUUUGUGGCAAAAAAUACUCGUCCCGGAUUUUACUCAAACACCACAAGUACAGUGUUCAUUUGAAAGGGAAGUGUCCGAUUUGUGGCAAAGAGUUUAAAAAAGGGAAUUUAAAAACGCACAUUGCGCGUCACGAAGUAGAAAAGGCGCCUUCCUCCUCCAAGUACGUGUGCGACAUUUGCGGGAAAAAUAAAUUCUCGCAGGCUGACUUAACCAAACACAAGUAUAACGUCCACGUCAGGUCGGAGUGCCCCGUUUGUAAGAAAACCAUCUCUCAAACCAACCUAAAGCGUCACAUUGAGCGCCACAAUGACCCCCAAACAGUGUGUGAACUGUGUGGAAUCUCGGUCCUCCAACAAGAUUUGAGAUACCACAUGAACAACGUGCACUCACUACAAAGGUACAAAUGCGGUUUUUGCGAUAAAGUCUUCAAGGGAAAAUCGUCUAAAGUUGCGCACGAAAAGCGAGACCAUUUAGGUGAAGCGGACUUCACGUGUGACACGUGUGGGAAAAGGUUUUUUAAGAACGUCAAUCUGAAAAAGCACAUUGAGAGUACCCACUUGAAAAUGAGACCCCAUAUUUGCGAGUUUUGUAAAGUGGGGUUUUCGAGCAAAUUCGCGCUUAUCACGCACAGGAGGCAGCACACCAAUGAGAGACCGUUCAAGUGUGAAUUUUGCGGAGAGGGCUUCCGACAAAAAGUGUCUUUGAAAUCCCACUUGAAGUCGCAACACGACGUUGAAGAAGAACUGAACUGUGAGUGCAAGGAGUGUGGGAAGAAAUUCGCGUCAAGUGCGGCGUUAAUUUCACACGGAAGGAUACACCCAAUGACAAGUAGAUUAUACAACCAGCAAUACACAUUUUUGUGGGUUUUGUUUACAACAAUCCAAACAAUCAACGUUUUUGUUGCUUUAUUUUACAAAUGUGACUUCGAUAAUUCACGAACGGGCACCAUGAAUGUUAAAACCAACGACUCCGUUAUCAAAAACCAGCCCCAAAUUUGUAGGUUAUGUUUGGCUUUCACAACAACGUGUUACUCGUUAAUAGAAGACACCAAAGUGUCGGGAAUGCUUGAGGCUUUAACUUCGCUCAGAAUUUCACCCUCCGACGACAUUUCAACCAUAACAUGCCUAAAAUGUUGCUUAAACCUCAAACUCGCCUUCACCAUCCAGCAGAACAUGCUCAAAGCCGAGCAGCGAUUCCGCCAGCACCGCUUUCUCACCCCCGUGAAGCAAGAGUACGACACUGAGAACGUUGAAGACCAAUUCGAGACCAACUCAGUCAAACUGGAUCACCCUGAGUCGUCCGAACAAUACACGUGUGACGCCUGCGGCAAAAAGUGGUCUUCGAAGAUGGAUUUGCGCAAACACCACGGGGCCGUGCAUGUCCAAGUCGACUGCUCGGUUUGUGGAAAAACGUUGAAAAAGGGGAGCAUCAAGCGUCACAUGGAUGAUAAACAUGCCACGACUGGAGAAAGCUUGAUUUGUGAUAUCUGUGGCAUCCCUAAAGCGUCGAAGGUGUCUUUAUACAAACAUAAACAUUGUGUUCAUAGAUUAAUUAAAUGUACUAUUUGUGGCAAAGAAGUAAAAUCCGCGUCCUUGAAAAAACAUGUAGCGACUCAUAAAAGUGUCACAGACUUAACUAAAGUAGAAAAUGUGGAGUCGGAAGCUGCGCUUCGCAAUCCACAAAUGGAAUACGUGUGUGACAUUUGCGGCAAACUUAAACCCUCGAAAACCGCACUCAACGCCCAUAAAUAUAGCGUCCAUGUGGAGGGUGAGUGCCCCAUCUGCAAGAAACGAAUCUCGCAAGCCAAUUUAAAACGUCACAUCGAGCGCCACACUGACCCUCAUACAGUGUGCGACUUGUGUGGGAUUUCUGUCCUUCAACAAGACUUGCGGGUGCACAGAUACAACGUGCACACAGUGCGCCAGUUGAAGUGUCAUUUUUGUGACAAAGUCUUCAAGAAAAAUUAUUCCAGGACAAUGCAUGAGAAGCGGGAGCAUCUAGACGAAGCGAACUUUACUUGCGACACGUGCGGGAAAAGAUUUUAUCAGAACGCGUUUUUGAAAAAGCACAUCGAGAGUAAACACUUAAAAAAAAGACCGCAUAUCUGCGACUUCUGUAAAGUCGGGUUUUCCAGCAGGUUUGCCCUGAAAACACACAUCAGGCAACACACAAACGAAAAACCGUUCAAGUGUGAGUUCUGUGGAGAUGGGUUCAGACAGAAGGUGUCUUUAAAGUCCCAUUUGAGGUCACAGCACGACGUGAAAGAGGAACUGAUUUGUGAAUGUAAAGUGUGUGGGAGGAAGUUCGCUUCUUCGAUUGCGUUGUUGUCCCACAAAAGAAUACAUUGAUUAAAAAAAUAAAAUUCUAUAUUUUUAAAGUUA